ACCUUCUCUCUUAGUGCAGCUCAAAUCCACCAGGUUACUUGCUGAAUUUUUGUCCUUUAAUUCUCCUUCUGGACGGGAGCCUCUGUGGAAAGCUGGCUUCAGUCAGCCAUCUUGUCUCCUCCACCCCAAUGUCAAAGUUUCUUAAAGCACAGUACACUCCAGAGAAGAAAGACAUCUAUCUUCUCAGGUGGAGAAGACUCUGGAAAACCUGCCAGCCAGCAGCUGCCACAGCCUCUAGCAGUGUCUGCAGCUGAAAACCUCACACCACAACAAGGACCUGAUCAUCAUGUCAGAUGACAACUUAUGGUAUGAAAGGAUCCCUUUCCCACGGGUCUACUACAGUCCUGAAAUACUCAGAAAAGCACGAGAAGAGUUUAUGAUAAAGGAUGAAGAUGUAAUAACAAUGACUUACCCCAAAUCAGGAACAAACUGGUUAAUGGAGAUUCUCUGCCUGAUUCAAUCCAAGGGGGAUACCAAGUGGAUCCAGACUGUGCCCAUCUGGGAACGCUCACCCUGGAUAGAUUCUGAGCCUGGGUUUGCAUCAGCAAAUAAGAAGGAGGGCCCACGCUUGCUCACCUCCCACCUCCCCAUCCAACUCUUCCCCAAGUCUUUCUUCAGUUCCAAGGCCAAGUUGAUUUAUGUCAUCAGAAAUCCCAAGGAUGUUAUUGUAUCUGGCUAUUUCUUCUGGAAUUCUGUGAAUUUAACCAAGAAACCAAAUUCAGUGAAACAAUUUCUUGAAUGGUUCCUGGAAGGAAAUGUGCCAUAUGGGUCAUGGUUUGACCACGUUCGUGGCUGGGUGUCCAUGAGAGAGAGAGAGAACUUCCUGAUGCUGAGUUAUGAAGAGCUGAAAUGGGACACAGAAAGAACUGUGGAGAAGAUCUGUCAGUUCCUAGGUAAGAAGGUAGAGCAAGAAGAACUCAGCCUAAUCGUCAAGAAUAGCUCCUUCCAGGCCAUGAGAGAAAACAAGAUGUCCAAUUACUCUCUGAUGGGUGAUGCUUUUUCAGUUCACAAAAACCCAUUUAUGAGAAAAGGAGUAACUGGGGACUGGAAAAACUACUUCACAGUGGCCCAAGCUGAAGCCUUUGAUAAACUAUUCCAGGAGAAGAUGGCAGGCCUUCCUCAGGAGUUGUUCCCCUGGGAAUAAUGUCUAAGAUAUUUCUGGAUCUUAUAUGGAUACUGCUACUUUUUCUCUUGUCCCUGUAUGUGUGCCUGACUGGGGAUCAUUGCAUAAAAAAUACCAUUCCAUCCUGGAGCCCUGAAUUAACAUAUCUUUGUAUCUUUGAAUACUCCCUUGUUAAAAAUCACCUUUAUACCCCUACAGAUGUCACGGCACCUCAGACUGUUUAAAAUGUAAAAUGUUUGUUGUGUUUCAAACAUAUAGAGUGCUGCAGAAAUAAUAUAAGAAUUAUCCAAGAGUGUGUUCAAAAUUUAAUAUUCUUUUUUAGGUAAAAUUUUGCUGUGUCACUGGGACUAGAGUGUAGUGAUGUCAUCAUAGCUUGCUACAACCCUAAACUCCUAAGUUCAAAGAAAUUCUCCUUUCUCAGCCUCCUGAGUAGCUGGCACUACAGGUGUGCACCUCUAUGCCCAGAUAAUUAUUUUUAUUUUUUGUGGAGGGCAGGUCUGCUUUGACUCAGGAGGGUCUCCAGUGUAAUACUCCUCAAGUAAUACUCCUUCCUCAGUCUACCAGAGUUCCAGGAUUACUGCUAUGAGCCAUGGAGCCUGCCAGAAAAAAAAAAAUUGUAUAAAAAUAAGAAAGAGUUAGAUUAAUAGAUUUGAGAGCAAGUAAGAAUAAUAACACACAUAAAAAAUAAAAAUGUAGAAUAAA
Molecule: messenger RNA, 1825 nt
Organism: Nycticebus coucang (slow loris)
Lineage: Eukaryota; Metazoa; Chordata; Mammalia; Primates; Lorisidae
Product: sulfotransferase 2A1-like
Exons: 7
Coding region: 287-1144 (285 amino acids)
Biological process (GO): sulfation
Cellular component (GO): cytoplasm
Molecular function (GO): sulfotransferase activity
Source: RefSeq, a predicted model, not a curated record